AGUUUGAGUUAGGCAACAAGUGAAGGGUUGAUGGAUGGCAAACGAUGAUGUUUACUUCUCAUAACUACUUCUGUCGUGCAUUUCUUUGUCAUUGAUUCCACUUCUGCAUUUAAAGUUUAAGGAAAAUCAAUUUCAGCUCAUCUUUCGUUGUCAGAGACAUUUCAGCCAUCUUCAUCUGACAUUCAUCUAUUAACCAAAAAUGAGCAACACAAAAAGCUUUGGAUACAGCAUCUACACUUUCCCUGAUCGUGUGAUGCCGGUGGAUCUGGCCAUGCAUGCACAGAUUAGCCCACCGGUGUCUCAGCUCCUUGGCAUGUCUGCUCUCAGGGCUUCUCCACCCAGCGUGUCCUCACCAGAGCUUCAACGAGCCAGCCUUUUACCCCCUUCCCCUACAUCUUCACUAUCUUCAUCCAGCUCUGCCAGCUCCCUGUCCUCAUACUCUCCUGGCAGCAGCACAUCACGCAAGAAGAAGCGAGUCGUGUUCGCUGAUGAUAAAGGUCUCGCUCUCACAUCCGUGCGCAUCUUCAACACUGACCCUUCGGAGACGGAAACGGAAGACGCCCCCCAACCUGAGGAGCAUGUGAAGCCUAGAACGCCCAUGCAGAGCGUGAGACUGCGACUUAAGCUUGGUUUUCCACAGCCUGUUGCAGACCGUGCAAGCUUGAAGGAAACCUUAGUGCAGAUGGAGAGCUGUAGCCUGAGCGAAAGGGAGUUGAGCGGGACAGUACGGGUCUGCAACAUUAAAUUCGACAAGAAUGUGUUCAUUCGCAUAACUUUUGACUCAUGGCGAAGUCAUAAAGACAUUGCAUGCACUUAUGUAAGGCAACCAAAUGCAGGUUUGGAGACUGACUUGUAUUCUUUUAAUGUGUCGCUACCGUCCGAUCUGGACCCGAAAGAGCGUCUGGAGUUUCUAGUGGUGUUCCAGCCCGGCAAUAGCAAGCUGCAGCUCGUGGACAACAACAAAGGUAAAAACUACCACAUUUUUAUGGAAACCAGGGUGCCGGAACCUCGGCUGGUGACGACAAGCAGACGAAACUUCGUUAUACCAAGUCCUCAGCGUUAUUCUGCAUGGCCCGGGGUCAGAGGUCAGGAACUACAUAGGAUGAGACACCUGCCUUGCAAAGGCCUGCCCUACACAGACCAUCUGUUAAACAGGACCUGGGGAAGAAUGGCAAAUGUUUCUCCGUUAUGUUAAAACGGGACGGGAUUUAAUUGCAAAUUAAAAAACGUGCAUAAAUGGAGCGAUUGUAUGCACCAUGUUAUACAUUACGCUUGAAUGGACACAACGCUUGCUGGUUUGCACAAAUGUGAAUGUUUACUUUGAUAUGUACAUUUAAAUGUAUUUGAAUUGCAUUUACUUUGCACAUUAUACAUUCCUUCUACAGCUAAAAUAUAAGUUUUAAGGGAACCUGGCUCACUUUCCCUCUCACCUGCCUUUUUUGUAUCUGAAGAGCUAAACUGACUUGUAAAAGUGGUGUAAAUUAAUUCUUUGUAUAUAUGUAUUGUAUGAUUAUGUAUUUAUUUUGAAGUCUACUAUUAAAAAGAAACUGCUUUCCAUUGAACUUGA
This is a messenger RNA of Carassius gibelio (silver crucian carp), 1567 nucleotides long. Its product is annotated as protein phosphatase 1 regulatory subunit 3B-like. The record is from RefSeq and is a predicted model, not a curated record. Lineage: Eukaryota; Metazoa; Chordata; Actinopteri; Cypriniformes; Cyprinidae. The transcript is spliced from 3 exons. Gene Ontology annotation, cellular component: protein phosphatase type 1 complex. Gene Ontology annotation, molecular function: glycogen binding; protein phosphatase 1 binding. The coding region runs from base 200 to 1195 and encodes 331 amino acids. Gene Ontology annotation, biological process: regulation of glycogen biosynthetic process.